Cydia amplana is the source of this 2411-nucleotide messenger RNA. RefSeq lists its product as uncharacterized. The transcript has 5 exons. Bases 72 to 2411 code for a protein of 779 amino acids. The record is from RefSeq and is a predicted model, not a curated record. NCBI's taxonomy places the organism in Eukaryota, Metazoa, Arthropoda, Insecta, Lepidoptera, Tortricidae.
AAUAUGUAGUAUACGUAUAUUAGUAGCAUUAUGCUAACGUUAUUAAUGUUAACCUUUUGUAUCUCAUCCUAAUGAUUUUUUUAAUACUUUUUUUACUAAACGCAAUAUGUGACGCCGCUCCUGGACAUUAUGAGUGCGGUGUACACGGAAGGUUUGAGUAUUGCAUUGAUGAUUUUCCGGGCUGCAUCAUCGGUUGCCACUGCUACCCGGGCUAUUACUUCGAUACAGAGUCUAAGAUAUGCGAGCCCAACACUAAACUGACACAAGACUAUAGGCGCCAUAUGAUACCUGCUGGAUACACGUACGGACAGUCUCCCCCGCCAGUGGUAACUGCCAGCACCGAUGGACCCGCUCAAGAUAGCGACAACGGCGAGCUCAGCGACUGGCUCUACAACCAGUUCUUUAAAACGAUAGAAAGCCAAGUCGUCAACAAAACCGACGACGAGCCCUUGCAGACGGGGACGAGAAGGAGCGGUGCACCGAUAGAACCACUCCUCACACGAAGACAUAGUAGAAGAAGAAAGUCUAAAAAACGGCGCAGGUCGCGUAAAAGGGAUGAUGAAGAGGAUAGCGAGGAAGAUUCCAGCUCCGGUUCCGACUCGUCAGAAUCGGACUCCGAUGAAUCGAGAGGUGACCUGGGUAGCUGGGAGCGUUUCGAGUGGGGCCCGCGCCCGGGCGGACCCCCGGGUAAAGGGCCGCCGGAUGCCAGCAAGGACGGCGCCCACAGGCAGAUUGUCAUGUACAGCAAAAAGCCUAAACCACCGCUACCGUCAUUUAUUUUCUUACCAAAUAUGGGAACGGCAUUUUUCCCGCCGUUAGGACUACCCGCUGCGCCUAUGCCGAUGUACCCUAUGGUGCCCAUCCCUCCAAUCCCUCAGGUUCCACCGGAUCAUGAUCAAACUACUGUGGCGGCAUCAACGCAGCAGCCAACAACGGCUGCCCCGACUACGACAACGGGGGCGCCCAUGCCGUCACCAGCGCCGACGACGGGGGCGCCCACGCCGUCACCAGCGCCGACGACGGGGGCGCCGACUACACCGGCCACCACCGUGGCGACCGACGCGCCGCCCAACGCCAAGAAAGUCUUGCGAACUCACAAAUUGCUUAAUAAAUUCCGUCCUCCUUUUAACAGAAAUCUAAACAAACCACAAGCGAGACAAGUAUUCAAACCAUCACCGCUACCAUCUAUGUCACCUAUGGACUAUCAUAUGAAGCAAUACGCCCACGAAGACAACUAUUACGAUGAUAUGUUUAUGGGAGACAAUAAUUUCCUCCUCGAAUCAGGUGACAAAAUGGACGCCGGCCCUGACUUCAAAUAUAUAAGUGAGCUUAUUCAUAGGAAUGAAAGCAAUAAAAGCACAUCAAAACCGCCGAAUAUACUAAAUCCUCAGAAACAUGAACAAUUCAAAGGCUUGAAGCCUCCUAUACCUAAGAGAAGACACCCCAUCACGCCAAGUCGCCUCGACUAUUCUACCCGACGUCGAUUCGACUCUAAAAGAAACGAAGAAGACGACUCUUAUUACAGUACGUUAGGAAAACAAAUAGCAAAACUUAUUAGAGGAUUGGAUUCUGCAGAUGUCCUUAGAGCUGACAUCAAAAUUGAACCAACUGAGGAUCCUAAAACUGCACAUCCUUUUUUCAGUGAGAGUAGUUACGCGGCGCGCACUUACUGGGAAAGAUUUGUACGAUCUCCACUGAGUUUGAGAUUGAAAAAUUUCACAAAAUACGAAGAUUUGAUAGCCAGCAAUGAAAAUUUGUUUAAACUGGAAAACCAGGUCCAGGAAGCAACGUCCGCGCCGGGUUUGAGUUGGUUAGAACUUGAAAAUGUUAUCAAUACAAUGGGGGCAAUACGAAAUCAGAUACAUGGCGGAACGUUAAAGAACGAUUAUGAUACGUUGUCCAACGCCAGCCUUAAUGUUAGCCUGCUGCCGCGGUUUACUGCAAAAAGUUUCGUAUCCCAGAAACCGAAAAUAAAAACUAACGAUCACAUGCUUUUUGCAGAGUUCGAGGAUGUUAUUGGCAAAUUAACCAGGUCUAAUAAACAUCAAAAGUUAUCAAAAAAAGAGUUUAAAGAUAAAACGGAAGAACUUAACAAACAAUCUAAAAAUGGAACAAACAUGACUUUAGUAAAUAAAGUACCCGGACCCAUUCACCCUAACACAAACAUUCAUGUUCUGCGCAGUUUUGUUUCCACACUAAAACCAAUGUUUUUAACUUCGCGUAAAAAAGGUGCAAAAGACGCCAUAGUACAAGUAAAAAAGGAUCACAACAACGAUAAAAUGGAUUAUUUCAAUGAGAUUAAUAAUAAACCUCAUGUGUUUCAGGCAUCCACUUACGUAAGGUCGAAUAAGUAUUUCUUUGACAGUGGCACCAACACCGAUUAUCAGUUCGAAAAUUGGGCUAUGGGUUAG